Molecule: messenger RNA, 1825 nt
Organism: Striga hermonthica
Lineage: Eukaryota; Viridiplantae; Streptophyta; Magnoliopsida; Lamiales; Orobanchaceae
Source: the annotation of a GenBank genome assembly
UGCUGGGCACGCGAUUGGUGAGGACGCGGGCAACGGCCUAGGCCUUGUAGGCCUAGGAUUGGCGGGAGCGGACGCGCGAGGAAAAGUCGGCAAGGACGAGGCGCGCAGCGAGCGCGCGAGUAUUGGUAACGCGGGCGCACACCUAUGCGCGGGAGGCAUAGGCGAGAACGGCACGCACGCGCGCGAGGAGUCUGGGCGCGAGUCAAAAAAAAAAAAACAAAAACAAAAACAAAUCAUGUUGUUCGAGCCAUUAGUUGAGUGGGAUCAAGAGGAUCUCGAAUAUCUCGAAAAUUUGGAAAGGGAAUUAACCCCUUGGGAACAAGAUUAUUUGGAAGAGUUGUAUGAGCAAAAGGAGAAGUACGGGCGUCAACUCAUGGAAGCCCGAGAAGCAAUGGUGAUCGAUGCUCAUGACCACGAAGAGGAAGGUGCGCUUAAUUUCUUAAUCCUUGAGGACAAGGAAAGUCUCGAAGAGGAGGGGAAUGAUACGGAAGUGGUCAUCAACCCAGGCGAGUCGGAGGAUGAGGGUGGCGAUGGUCUUGAUAUUUGGUUGGAAAAUAUGUUGGAGGAGCAAUCUAGUCCUAUUUACCGGCCAUCAUGUGUGAGGGAUUGGCCAAAAGGUUGUGGCCCAAAGCUGAAGUCAAAGGUAAGGAAACGGACGGCCAAGAGGCAACGCAAGGCAAGGGCUCGAAAAGCAAGUCAAUGUAGGUGCUUGCCUUGUGCAAAGAAAAGACGAGCUCAAAGGAAGGAGGCUAAAAGGCGUGGUUUGCGAUGGGUUAAAAAUGGAUGGCGGAUACCGGUGGACGAUUGUGAGAGGUUGAAGGGUUGGGACCCAUGGCCCGAACCAACGGUGACGAUCGUCGACGAGAAGGGCGACGGCGAGCGGCUAAUAGACGAAUGGCGCGCAUCGGCCCAUGAUGCACGCGGUACUAUGUCAGGGAUGACCAUGCUUAAUAAUGUUCCUGUGUUUGCUUUAUUCGAUACUGGAGCAACGCAUUCGUUUAUUUCACGACGAUGUCUUGAUUCCAUCGGAUUUCAUGCCAUCACCGCUGUCGAUCCUCUCGAGGUGAGUUUAGCCUCGGGACGAAAGAUAGUGACCUCAGCUAAAGCUUCAGAUCUCAGCCUUUCCAUCUGUGGUCGUUUAUUGUCUACCAACGCGUAUGUUCUCGAGAUGAGGGACUUUGACCUCAUUCUUGGAAUAGAUUGGCUAUCCUUUUAUCAUGCAGAUAUUCGAUGUCAUGACCGGGAGAUUACUCUUUAUCUUCCGGGAGACGAUUCAAUUACCUUCUUUGGCACCAGGAAUCGUUCAUUACCUCAUGUCGUUUCGAUGGCGAAAGCCACCAAGAUGCUUCGACGAGGCAACUGCCAGGGUUAUCUGGAAUUUGAGGGAGUAUUGGGCGAACCUAAGGGACUACCUCCACACUGGGAGUUCGAUCAUCGCAUACCUCUGAUCAACGAACAACAUGCCAUACACGUUCAUCCCUAUAGGUACGCUAACUUUCAGAAAACCGAGAUCGAACGGCAAGUGGCCGAGAUGCUUGAAUCUGGACUAAUCCAGCAUAGCAAGAGUCCGUUUUCUUCUCCAGUCCUGUUAGCCAAAAAGAAAGACGGCACGUGGAGGUUCUGUACUGAUUACCGAGCUCUAAACGCUGCAACCAUCAAGGACCGAUUUCCUAUCCCAAGUGUUGAUGACAUGAUUGAUGAGUUAGCCGGGUCACGCUAUUUCUCUAAACUCGAUCUAAGAGCUGGUUACCAUCAGAUUCGACUCCACAAAGCCGACAUUCCAAAGGCAGCCUUUCGUACACACCAGGGGCACUAUGAGUAUCUU